AGCUGCGCAGACUAAUUCCUGAAUUGGCGGCCACACCCUCCCCUGAUCAAAAUUAAAGAACCUUCCCUUCAACAUAUAAUAAACACAUACAAUUUUUUCUUCAGAUCUAAACAAUAAUAGACAAAAGUCAACAACAAUGGGAUUAUUCAACUACACCGUCGCCGGUGGUGGUUUCAUACUCAUCGGCGCGUGGGAAUCACUCGCUUCCACCUCAACUGCCCUCAAAAACUCAUCACAGCCGUCCACGUCACAAAACCCAUCUACAGAUAAACAUACCCAAGAUUCUGUUUUUUCUUCAUCUAUCACCUUUGUAUUAAUCUUGAUCCUUUCUUUCCUUUCCGUUCUUGAUUCUUUGUUAUCCUUUUUUGAUGCAAUUAACUCUAAAGACAACGUUGGUUCUGUUCUUCAAUUACAGGUUAUAGCCAUUUCUCUUUUAUUCUUUCUUUAUUCGGUUUUAGGCCUUAUGACCUGUUUAAAAAAAUCGUUUCUUUUACCUACUCCGAUCCUUAAUUUGGUUUGUCUUUUUGCUUUUGCUGAGGAAUUUUUGUUGUUUUAUCUUCAAAGAAAAGAUCCAAGUGGAGUUGAGAAUCGUUACUAUGAUCUAUUACUUGUACCUAUUACUAUUUGUGCAUUUUGUUCAUUUCUUGAAUUGAAAAAUCCCAAAUCGAGUUAUACUAGAUUAGGACGUGGGAUUGGGUUGAUAUUACAAGGAAUGUGGAUUUUACAAAUGGGGUUUGCUUUUUUCUCUGAUUUGGUUGCACAAGGAUGUGCUUUACAUGAAAAAAGUAGAGGAAAUUAUACGGUUAAGUGUAAAGGUCAUCAAGAAUAUCAUCGAGGCCGAGCUAUUGCUACCCUUCAGUUCAAUUGCCACCUUGCUCUUCUUGUAACUGUGAUCUCUUUUGUGUACUCAAUUGUGUGUAAAAAGAAUGGUAUUAGUCGCGAACAUAUGAGGUAUAGACCUAUUGGAGCGGAAAUGCAACAUUUGGAAAUGGAUAAUCAAGCUCAUUUUACGUUGGACUCUGAUGAAGAUGAUAAUGAGAAUGGGAUAAAAGAAGAGAUGAAUGUUGAAAUGCAAAGGGCUAUCGUGCCAGUUCCUGAAUCAGAAACUAAUGGCUAUCAUACCGGUCCUUGAGGUAAUCCACGGUUAGAAUUUUUUGUUACUAGGUAUAAAGAUCUAUUCUUUGCAGAAGUAGUUACGCUUUAGAGGUUGUAUAAAGGAUUUGAGAAAGGAAAAAAAAAAAAGUUUCAGUCUUUUUUUGUUUGAUGAUUCUAGUUGAAAUUGCAGUGUUGUGUUAGAAAUUUAUAUUUUCCUUUGUUGUAUGUCUGCGGAUGACUUGCUCUUUGAUACUAAUGAUGAAUCAACUUUUCUUAUGAAAAGAAGCUUUACUACA
Molecule: messenger RNA, 1391 nt
Organism: Lycium ferocissimum
Lineage: Eukaryota; Viridiplantae; Streptophyta; Magnoliopsida; Solanales; Solanaceae
Exons: 1
Coding region: 137-1132 (331 amino acids)
Source: RefSeq, a predicted model, not a curated record